CGUUCUUUGAGGAAGUGAGUGUGACGACGAUCGGUGUCUGCGCAAUUGACUGUGGUCCGCUCUUACGAAUACGAACUCCAAACUCCAUCACCUUUUCGGGCUUGGGCGGGGAGUAGAGUUAUACCCAGGAGCUACGCAGCCUCUCCUGCUGUAGGUCGGUCGUUCACCCUAAUCGUCUGCGCAGGAAGGAGUCGUCGCACGCCCUGCGGCCCCCGAGACAGUCGAGAGGCCAGGGAAGGACGGGUGGGUGGGUGGUUGCCCUCCUCGUCCUCGUCCUCGCCCGCGCCCGGUCACACUGGUUUUCUCUCCCGCCCAAGUGAUCGCAAAAUUUUGAAAAAAACACAAGGGCGGGCGCGAAAUUUUCUCCCGCCCAAGUGUUCGCGAAGGAGUUUGAUUGUACGGGUACACGUGGUAGUACUUUGCGGCAGAAGCAGGCGCGAAGGAAACGACAAAAAUGGCUUCAGGGCUGGAGCCUCUGGUCGAGCAGACCAUAUCUGUGAUCACGAAUGAUGGAAGAAACUUCGUGGUGAGUUCCGAGGUCCAUUUAACCUUUAUGGUGGGGUUGCUGCCACUCUCAACCCCUUUAGGCGAAGAAACCGAAACGAGGGGUGUAAUUUGGCGGGAACAAGAAAAUAUAGAUAAAAUAGAAAAAAGAAUGCAGAAAGAACGAUAUCAUCAAGCCGAAAAGAGGGAGCCUCUGCAGGGCGGGUGGGCGGGCGAGCGGGAGGGAGGGAGGUAGUAAAGGAGGGAGGGAGGGGGGGAGGGAGGGAGGGAGGGAGGGAGGGAGGGAGGCGGGGGGGAGAAGAGACACGUCCCUUUACUCAUGACUCCCGCCACUAUCGCCUUCUUUUUCAUUCCCUCUCCUUUGAUAAUGCGGAUGGCUUCUUGGUGUUCUUUGAACGUUCACACCUUUGAUAAUGCACACCCACACCAAGGUGCUCUUUUGGGCGGAGGGAGGGAGGUAGUAAGGAGGGAGGGAGGGAGGGAGGGAGGGAGGGAGGGGGAGGGUGGGAGGAGAAUCGCCAAGGUGCUCUUUUGCGCGCCAAGUAAUGGUGAUGGUGGUGAUGAUGAUGAUGAUGACGACGACGUAGGAUCGUAAUUGAUGGCCACAGAUCUUGCUCGAUUAACCAGGACACGUGA
Messenger RNA from Chara braunii, 1140 nucleotides. Lineage: Eukaryota; Viridiplantae; Streptophyta; Charophyceae; Charales; Characeae. The record is from the annotation of a GenBank genome assembly.